Messenger RNA from Amblyraja radiata (thorny skate), 1689 nucleotides. It is a transcript of the gene drc2, whose product is annotated as dynein regulatory complex subunit 2. The record is from RefSeq and is a predicted model, not a curated record. The transcript has 9 exons. The coding region runs from base 86 to 1570 and encodes 494 amino acids. Gene Ontology annotation, biological process: axonemal dynein complex assembly; cilium-dependent cell motility; regulation of cilium movement. Lineage: Eukaryota; Metazoa; Chordata; Chondrichthyes; Rajiformes; Rajidae. Gene Ontology annotation, cellular component: axoneme; axonemal dynein complex.
GAAAGGAAGAGAAAAAAAACGCGAAAGAGUCUGGUGCUUCAGAAGGAACGAAAGAAGAAUUGAGACGGGGAAAGACUAAAUCACUAUGCCGAAGCAAGCGGGUAAAAAAUUGGCCAAGAUGACCGAGGAGGAACGCCUGCUGUAUAUGCAGCAGAAGUUGCUGGAGGAAGAGGAAAUGCAAAAGAAGAAAGAGGACAUGCUGAGCCAAUUCUUAAAGGACAAACUGUCGAAAGAAGAACACAACACCCGUCUCAACACCCUGAAGCUAAAUGAGAAAUGGCGCACUGUGAUGCGAGAGGCAAAAGCUACAGACCUGCGGAAAGACAUUGAGAUCUUGAGUCAAACCUUUGAAAGAAUUGUCGAUCGGAAAGACAGUGUCAUCAGGGCUUUAACAAAGGAUUUGGAAGAGGCAGAGGAGCAGUACGCAACAGCCAUGCGUAACCACAUUCAAAACGUGGAUAAGUUGGUGGACCUGCAGCGGAGUAGACUGGUCUUAUUAGAGAAUGAGUUUGAAGCAGAGUUGGAGUCACUGAAAGAAGAAUUUGAUGUUGAGAGAGAACAGAUGAUCGCACAACAUGAGCAUGAGAUGACCAAUCUGGAGGAUAUCAUGUACGCAAUGGACCAAAUCUUUGGUGAGGUCUCAAAUGAUGCCCGGCAAGAAUUUAACAGUACAAGGGAAGACCUCAAAAACAAGAGUCUGGAGGAGAAGCAUUCACUCCGGGUUUAUCUGGAAGGAUUAGUGGAAGACUUGUGGAUGCAGUUCCAGCUUGCACUGAAGAACUACAUUGAUGCAACCGAGGACCGGAAAAUGGCAUUCGAAACACUCAAGUCACGCGAUGAGAAGAGUGCAAAAGAGAUUGAGAUGCAAAUGAAAAAGCUGCAGAGAAUGCAAGAUACAAUAGCAGCACUGAAGAUUAAGAUAGCGGCCAAUUCACGAAAGUGUGAGGCAGAAAAUAAAAAACUGCGGGAUGAAAAGGAUGCGAUAAAGCAGCACUUUCUCAUGCAGAAAAGCCAGAUGAAUUACCUCAGAGCACGAGAGCAUGAGCGUCUUGUCAAACUGACCCUCGAGAGUAACGCUGCAACCAAAGUACUGAAGAGUGUCUGUGCUAAGGGUGAACACAUACUGAAAAUGGCAGAGAUGUGCAGGAAACUGGAAACGGAAGAAGAGAAGGUUCUUCCAUUCUACGCAUCCUCUCUGACCCCAGACGAAGAGAAAAGGGUUCAGACUGUAAUGAUCAAGAAGCCAUGCGAGGCACUCGCUGAGGUGAUGAUGAACUAUAUGGCCCUGGAGCAUUUCUGGAAGCGCUACAAUAAGGUCCUCUUAGACCAGAUGGUAUUAGAACAAGAGAAACAUGCCUUACUGCAGGAAAACAUGAAUCUUCGGCAACUCCUCAAGCAGUACUUAGAUGGAAUCUCAGUCAAUGAAGAAAUCCUAUCAAAUCUGAACCCCCUCAUUGUCAUCAACAACAAAACUAAUGUGAAAAUGAAUAUACCUGUGAUAGAAUCUGUAGCCUCAAAGCCAGUUUACAAUGUGAUCGAGGCUGCACAUAUCAUUGAUCACACAGUCUAACAAUCACUUCAGUUCAUAUCUAAAUGUGUCUGUCUUUUUAUUUAAAUUUAUUGACUGGUGCCUAACCGAUAUGGCCAUUUAACCAUCCCCCCCCUUAAUUAUCGAGCUAAAUAACUACU